Messenger RNA from Vicia villosa (hairy vetch), 914 nucleotides. RefSeq lists its product as uncharacterized. The transcript has 2 exons. The coding region runs from base 80 to 622 and encodes 180 amino acids. Lineage: Eukaryota; Viridiplantae; Streptophyta; Magnoliopsida; Fabales; Fabaceae. The record is from RefSeq and is a predicted model, not a curated record.
AUUUUGAGUUUCAUUUAUGUUAAAGAAAAAAAAAACACUAUAUUAAGAAAAACCGAGACUAACAAAGAAAGAGCUAAGCAUGGAGGAAGAAAAGGAAGCGUUGGUGGCAAAAAGCGAAAAGCACCAAUCAGACUCAGACUCUGAGGUGAAGCAGGUGGAGAUUCACCUCUUCCGGCAAGGCCAAGGACCGAUUGCAGUAUUCAAAUCGGAGCUUGCCGGAUGUGAACAAAACCGGUUGGAUGUCCGUCGGAUCCUCCACCAACACUCCCUCAAAUCCAUCUUCGCUUUCAACCCUCGAUCUGGCCGCGCCGCCCCUAUCCGCUUCAACCCUAAAACCGGAAAUUCCGCCUUGCCUUACCGAAACGGCGCCGUUCUCUACAUCGACAGCGAACCUAAGGAGUCGUUGCUUAAACCUUUGAGCAGGAUUUUGAUUGGGGUGGCACUGAUAACUAUUAUGAUAAUGUUAGUUUCGGGUGAAAUUGCUGUUAGUACUCCAGAAUGGGUUCAGAAACUGAAUGUUUCUGGUGUGAAUUUCCCCCCUUUGAUAGUGGCUUGUGUAGUUGUUGUUUUCUCUCGCAUGAGGCACAGGACUAGACGAUUUCUCAAGAGGCUUGGGAUCUAAUUCAUCCAUCAAUUAUUCAUGAGGAAGAUGGCCGUGGAAUUGAUUGCUUACUGGUAUUGCUGUGUAGUUUUUGUUUUUAACUGUGUGCUUUAAAGUUCUCAAGAAAUUGAUUGGAUGGGUUAAUUGUAGGUAAAGAUUGGUUGCAUAAAUAGAUAUAGAUCAUACAUGGGUUAUAUGUUGAGUGAUAGAAUGUUCUUAUAUGGUGUGUUAUUGCUACUAGUAUUGGUGUCGAAUCAAUGUUCGCAUAGAUAGUUUUAAAUGAUAUUGCAACAAAAAAGUCAUAUUCUGAAUU